UCGCAAGCCUAGUUUCAUCAGUACAUCGGGCGGACUAAGUUACUACGUGGCAUCCUUUUACAGAUGGUAGACAGAAUAUAUACAAGGAGUUUAAAUUCAUAAUAAAAGAUGGCUUCAAUAAAAUUAGUACCGUUCGAGGAAGAACUAAAGAAGAAUCCGGAAUUGAAAGAGUCAGAUAUAGAAAUAUUGAGACAAUGGUGCAGAAAACAGCCUCAUCUACCCAAGAUGACAGACAGCGAAUUAGCAUUGUUCCUACAUAGUAAUUAUUAUCGACUCGAACCGACGAAAUCUACUAUCGAUACUUUUUUCACAGUUAGAACUCACGUACCCGAGUUCUUCCAUAAUCGAGAUCCUAUUAACAAUCAAGAAUUAAAAAAAACAAUCAACGUGGCAACGGCUCACGUUUUGGAAAGAACUACUAAAGAAGGCUAUAAAAUCAUUUAUGGAAGACUCCUAGAUACCGAACCAUCGCAUUUCGUUUACACCGAGAUCAUGAAGUUAUUACUUAUGACAAUCGAUUUAUGGCUUUAUACCGAAGGCACUUGCAAUGGCCAUAUAUUAAUAAUCGACACGAAAAACGUUUCUUUUGGACACGUCGGCCGUUUGAAUCCCAUGGCCCUAAAGAAAUUUCUUUACUAUCUACAGGAAGGAUUACCUGUUAGAUUAAAGGGAUUCCAUUUCAUAAAUGCUUCUCCAGUAAUAGAUAUCAUUUUGAAUAUGAUGAAACCUUUCAUGAAGAAACAGCUGAUGGAUAUAUUUUACAUGCAUACUACGAAUGACACUCUGGAGAAAUUCAUACCGCUCGAAGUUCUUCCAAACGAAGCAGGUGGUCAAGCUGGUCUUAUUCAGGAGUUACGUGACAAACAAGUGAAAAAGCUAAUAGAUCACAUUACCUGGUUCAAAGAGGAAGAAGCUAAUCAUCGAGUUAAUGAAUUGCUACGACCGGACAAAGCAAAGACAGCAACGGAUUUAUUUGGCGUUGAAGGAAGCUUUAAGAAACUAGACAUUGAUUGAUCAAAUAACGUCUUA
Messenger RNA from Cyphomyrmex costatus, 1029 nucleotides. Its product is annotated as alpha-tocopherol transfer protein-like. NCBI's taxonomy places the organism in Eukaryota, Metazoa, Arthropoda, Insecta, Hymenoptera, Formicidae. The coding region runs from base 109 to 1014 and encodes 301 amino acids. Gene Ontology annotation, molecular function: phosphatidylinositol bisphosphate binding. The transcript has 5 exons. The record is from RefSeq and is a predicted model, not a curated record. Gene Ontology annotation, cellular component: membrane.